CUGGGGCGGGGUCUGGGGCCCGGGGUCUGGGGUCUGGGGGUCCGGGGAUGGAGGCGGCGGAGGUGGAAUUUCUGGCGGAGAAAGAGACGGUGACGAUUAUCCCGAAUUUCAGCUCCGACAAAAUCUACCUCAUCACCGGAGAUUUGGGACCGUUCAAUCCAGGGAUGCCAGUGGAUGUGCCCGUGUGGCUUGCGAUUAAUCUGAAACAGAGACAGAAGUGCAGAAUCGUGCCCCCCGCCUGGAUGGAUGUAGAAAAACUUGAACAAAUGAAAGAGCAAGAGCGAAAAGAAGAACCUUUCACCCCGAUGCCCAGCCCUCACUAUAUGGAACUGACCCAGUUAUUGUUAAACCAUGCCUCAGACAACAUCCCCAAAGCAGAUGAAAUCCGGACGUUGAUCAAAGAUACCUGGGAUACUCGCAUUGCCAAGCUGCGGUUGUCUGCGGAUAGCUUUGUGAAUCAGCAAGAGGCACACGCAAAGCUGGACAACCUGACUCUGAUGGAGAUCAACACAAUCGGGGCGUUCCUCACCGAAUCACUGAACCAGAUGCACAAGCUGCGCACAAACCUGCAGCCCGGAGAUAGGGCUCAUUCGCAGGACUAUUAAGCUGCCUUCAGCAGGAAAUGGUGAUUAUUUUAUAAGGAGCGGUGAGAAGAUGUGGGGAUGGGGGCAGAGCGCAGGGAGCUGGUGGACCGCUAACGUUAUGUAAUUCUUUUUUUAUAAAACCUUGAAGAUCUUCAUCAAUUCAGUUGUUAGGAAAUGCAUCACUUGGCAGAGGGGCAGCUGCAGAAUGGCGCACUCACUGCUCCAGAACAAUACCUCGAGAGCUCUUUUGAAAAUCCGUUUAUUGUUAGCGGCGGCCGGGUUAAAGUUGCUUCAAGCUGUUGCUUCUGUGCUCAACUAUGCGAGUGGGGACUCUGUUGGGAGCUACGCAGCAUUGCACUGCGGUAAAAACUGGGUUGGUAAGAUAAGUGCUGCUGAAAUGACUUGGUUCACAGCGAUUUGGAACCCCCGUUGACUCUCCUGAGGAUUCGAAGGCAAAGCAGGCAGAGGAAUAGUGAUUUGCUCUCCAUGACUGCUGUUAGGGUUUCUAGAUAAAUGGGUUCUUGACACUCAGUUAAGUGGAAAAUAAACCAUAGCACAAAAUUCUUGAAAGUCAGUGAUGGUUUUUCAGUCUGUUUUUUUUUUUGGUGGGGGUGCGUGGGGUGGGAAAGAGAAAAGAGACAACAUAAAAUACAUGGAAACUAGCCACCACAGGAUUACCCUGCGGACUGAAUAUAGGUAACCGUGACAAGGUAUAUUUCAAAUGGUUGUGUUAAGGAUCAAAAUAGCAGAAGGGGGAGUAAGAUUGGCUGUAAGAUCUGUAGCGUAUUAUCAAUGUGCAAACGCUUCUCCAGUUGUUACCAGCACGCAGGAACUGAAGAGAUCCCUGCUGACUUCCGAGUGAAUUCCCUCAGCUGUCCUUCUUUCUGCUUCAACAACAGGAAUGUUGUUCCCUCCUGGGCACUGAGUCACAGAGCCGAUGGAGUGGUGUCAGGAACACACCAGUGAGCACCAUUACUGGAGAAGCACAAGUUUAACCUUUGGUGGUUGAAGGUAUUGCUGUCAGUGCCUGGGAUUUUACCUUAUGAUCAAUUAUAUAAUCCAAUUUGUAUCGAUAUAAAUUAAAACAUUUUAUAUU
Molecule: messenger RNA, 1680 nt
Organism: Callorhinchus milii (elephant shark)
Lineage: Eukaryota; Metazoa; Chordata; Chondrichthyes; Chimaeriformes; Callorhinchidae
Gene: gins2
Product: GINS complex subunit 2
Exons: 5
Coding region: 48-605 (185 amino acids)
Biological process (GO): DNA replication; double-strand break repair via break-induced replication
Cellular component (GO): nucleus; GINS complex
Source: RefSeq, a predicted model, not a curated record